Molecule: messenger RNA, 4098 nt
Organism: Catharus ustulatus (Swainson's thrush)
Lineage: Eukaryota; Metazoa; Chordata; Aves; Passeriformes; Turdidae
Exons: 8
Coding region: 42-3833 (1263 amino acids)
Molecular function (GO): calcium ion binding
Source: RefSeq, a predicted model, not a curated record
UGGUGGAAAACAGUGUUGUUUACGCCUGCUGGAAAAAUGAGAUGCAUGUUUUUGCCACCAUUGCUCAGGCUGUCCAUGUUGUGCUGCUGAAGAGGUACUUGCCAAACCAGAGAGAUGCACAAUUUAAAGGGAAGUACUACAUCUUCCCAGACCAGCAAGGUGACUCUUCCUCCAAAGAUGAAGCAAUUUCUGGGAUUUCUGCUUCAAAACUGCCAAAGAAAAGUGGUAGUUUUCAGGCUGGCUGGGUUGAAAACGUUAGAGAUGCAUUGGGCUUUGCAACCACACGUGGCAGCACCACCGUGCUAAGCAGCAAGGCAGUGCAGGGAAGAGGGAUCACUCUGGACACCACAGCUGUGGGAAGUCCUACAGAGCUUAUCCUACGUGAACGUGCAAAGACACAGGCUCUGGAAACAAAAGCUUCUUGUGGGCUGGGGUCUGAGAUGCUGGGAGCUCAGGAAGCUCAAGGCAUAGGAACAGCUGAGGGAAUAAUCCCCACUGCAGCACAGGAUAUCUGGGGAAAGAAUCCCUCCGUGAGUGAGGACAGUGUGGUGAGUUUUGGUCCUGCACACAGUGUGCUUUUGGAAACUCCUUUGCUUGGUACCUUCCAGGGAGCUGAACCUUUCUUGCAGCCCGCAGAUGUGAGUCUGAAGAGCAGCCAGCCUGUCCUGAGCCCCACCCUGAGGCCAAAAGGUCUGGGCCACCUGCAGUUUACCAUUAAACCAACAGGCACAGGUUACCUGGACUUGGCUGCACACUCUGAGCCUCUGCCACCUGGCACAGGACAAAGCCAGGAGGGCACAGGUUCCACCAGGGACAGCCAGCUCAGCACAGCCAGCCUGGAGAAGGAUGAAAGCCAUGCCCUGCUGAGUGCCCCAGCUGAUGGCCUUGCCAAGAGCCUGAUGCCCAGCCUGAGAAGCCCCUCUGACCUGGUCACCAGGGACCGCCUGCAGCUGCUGCCUGAGAGAAGCCAAAGCAGUUUGGGGUGUUUGUCCAUGCCUAAACCUGACCUAGCCACAACUGGCCUCCAACAUAUGAAGCUCAUGGAUAUUUUCCCACUGGGAAGUUCUAGGGGAGCUGUCAGGAGGAGACCAGUGCUGCAUCCCACGGUACCAGGGCUGGCUGUACCUGCUUUGGCCACAGGGCUGGAGCAUCUUCUCACACCUGUGCCUGCCCUGGGGACAGAAACCAUCCCUGUGCUGGUGACCUCUUCCACAGCACCUGUCCCUACAGACUCUGGCUCUCUAUAUUUAAUCCCUGAAGCACCUCUUCUUCCGCAAGUGGAAUCUGUCUCCACGGUGGCCUCUCUACCAGCUGCUCUGGAUCAGGACCCUGUCAGUCUCAGGCAAAGGGACAUCUACCCAGCUAGCCCAGGAGGACAGGAGAUGGUCUCCGCUUCACCAUCUUGCCAUCCAUCAGUAGCCUCUGAACUGGUCACAGAUGGGUCCUCCAGAUGCCUUAGCCCUGGGAUGAAAAAGUUGGUGCUGGGACAGGAAGGUGGACAGGGAGGUGAAACCACAACCUCUGUGGGCUUGAUGGCCAGGAGUCCCUCCCCUGUCUUUGUCACUGUCCCAGGGCCUGCUGUGAGGCUUACCCAGCCUGAGGCCCAUGUCAGCAGCGGCUCUGGGGUGCCACCAGCUUCCCUGUCUGACACCAGAGAGGAGCAGGAGGUGCCUGUGCAGCAUCAGGACAGUGCACCUCGUGACAAACCAGCUUCUGUCUACAACUUCAGGGGAUUUAAAACGCAGGGAACCACAGAAGCUCUGCAAGUGGGUGCAGGACAGAGGACAACUGCCUCCUUCAGCAUCACUCCUGCACAUCCUGCAGCUAUGUGGGGAGAAACACUGCCAAGAGACCAAAAGACUUGGGAGCCCUCUGGUGGAUCCAGGAACACCCAGAUGUCAGAAGGACAACAAGGGAAACAUGCUGAGCUGGGCCCUCCCUGGGUAACUGAGUACUUUCCCAUCAGGAGCUGCCACCUCAUCUUCCGGGAUGGGUCUGGCGUGUUUUACCUCCCGCUGCAUGCUGACAUUGAACACAACAUCUGGUGCAACUGGACCAUCUGGGCAGGUCCCCAGAAGCACAUUGUCAUCUAUGUCCAGGGGUUCCAGGGGAGCGAUGGCUGUGCCAAUAACCAGGACAAGAUCAUUUUCCAGGGGGUCUCGUCAAGUGUGGAAACCAAAGUGGUGUUUGCUUGCCACAACAGAGGCACCCUGAUCUUUGCUGCACAAGCCACUGAGGUCCAGGUGCUGUUUCUGUCAGGGAGUGGUUUCAGAAGCCAUGAAUACAGGUAUUUUAAAGGACAGUAUUACGUAUUCAGAGACUUUGAGACUGUGGGCUCUUCAAGUGACACCACAGCAGCUCCCCAGGAGACCUCUAAAAAAGACAGCUGGAGGACAGCAGUGACCAAAGGUUUGUUGUCUGUGCUGACAGCUCUUCCAGGCCCACCAGCUGCACCUGCUGAUGGUAGGAUCCAGCCUGAUAUUGUGAGCCCAGAAUAUUCUCCUGAUCUCAUGGAAAAUGGUCGAUCUGGUGCUAACCUGAGUAAGCAUGGUCAGGAUGAAGCCAGGCUGGAAAGGAACCUUAAGGACAACGGCAGCAAGGGCAGAGAAACUGAAGAUGACAUAUUGGUGGAGCCAGCUCCAGCUGGGCAAGACAGAGGGGGUAAAGCUGAGCCACCUGCCUUGGAGUUGAUCAAGGGGGGCACAGAGCCAGGGACUGCUCUGGUCACUAUGGUCCCAUGUCAGCCAGCUGAUUCCCCUUGCUCGGAGAUGCCCAGCAGCAGUGUAGCUGUCUCUGGCACAUCUCCUACCCUGGGUCAGGGCAGUGACAGCCCCCCAGAAGUGACAGCUGCUGCACAUCACACACAGACACCAGUGAUGGCAGAACCACCACUAAACACCAAUACAAAACCACCUCUCUACUCUUCUCCUGGUAUGACUGCUGCUGAUGUGGUGUCUCUGGGAGGAACAACUGAAGACCUCUUUGAUCUGAUGUCAUCUGUGGAGAAUGACACAGGACUGCAAUCCCAGCACCAUCCUGGAGAUGUGCUGUUUGAAGUCACUGUUGAAAUCAAACCCAAGGACUGGAUUCCUUAUGGUGGAAGUGAAUUCCAAAAGGGUCUCCUUGAAUCUCUCAAGAAUCAUAUCCAGAAGAACAUGAAGCUUUUUGCCAAUAGAGUCAGUGAAAUAAAGUUAAAGGACGUCAAAAGGAUGAGUGAUGCCAACCUGCUGCUCACCUUCUGGCUGCACCUGGAGCCUGAGGAGAGGAACGUGUCCCUGCUCCUGCGCUCCCAGCUGGAGGAGCUGCUUGACACCUCGGUGGGCGUGGAGAAGCUGCAGCUUGUUUCACUGUUUGUUGAAGACGUGGACGAGUGCCAGGCUGGGGUUGGCCUCUGUGGGCAGGAGGCAGAGUGCUUCAAUGGUGUGGGCACCUACCUGUGCCGCUGCAAGAAGGGCUAUGAGGAUCAUUCUCCCACUAAGUCCGGCACGCUCUGCAUCCGCACUCCCCGACCAGGGAUCAGCACCUUCCUCCGGCACGCAGACAUGCUGGCGGGGGCAGCGCUCGUGGUCGGCCUGGUGCUGCUGGUGGCCUUUGGUGCCCUGAGCGUCAUGGCCGUGUGGGGCCGGGCCGCCGGGAGCAGCCCAGGGCCUGAGGGGCCGGCGGUGAGGGCCGUGGAGGAGCCGGCCAUGGAGCUGCAUGCCCUGGGGGAGUGCCUGCGCUUCGACCCCUUCCAGCUGAAGCUGCGGGCCCGGCCCCCCGAGUGGCUCUGGAGUGUCCGUGUCCACCCUGGCCAGGCUGGAGCGGCCAUCCCGGAGCGGCCUCCCCCACUCUGAGGGGGCCUCCGUCACCUGUGCGGGUGCUCCCGCAUCUCCCAGGGGUUCUGACACAACCACUGCUGUGCCAACCUUUCCACUGUGUUUUAUGGAUCGUGAGUAUCCCACACCAGUGUUCCUCGUGUUGUAAUUUAUUUUUUUUAAUGCUUGCUCAGCUUGGGAACAAAAUGCUUGCUCCAUGCUGCUGUACGUCUGCUGAUUUACUGUGCUUGAGAUCUGCACAGGAAAAUUGAUUUUUGUUAUAAGAAAAAAGGAAAAUAGGAUG